ACGCCAUGACCGUUUUCAAAAAGUAGAGAGAGAGAGAGAGAGAGAGACAGAGUGUGUGUCUGAAACCAAAUGAAGCCACAUCACUCCUCUCUGCUCUGAAACCUUUCAAUCAAUCUCUACACAUCCACUUACCAAUUCCUUAAUCACUCACUAGUCACUCGCUGCAUUCCUUCAUUCGUUGCCCAGAGGAUAUAGGAUCCGAGGCCACUUGUUUGGAGGGUUAUGUUAUAGCUUUUGCAGAGAGCGUCGGGUUUAGCAUGCAGCUUGGCUCCAGUCAAAGGUAGGAGCGUCCGACAAGGAGAGCCACACCAUUACAAUAAACCCUUCAAGCACAGAGAUAUGAGGAAGCUGAAGCAGCAGCAGCAGCAGCAGCAGCUGGGUGAGCAAGAAGAAUCUCAGAAGAAGGAGCGUCAUAUUGUGACGUGGACUCAAGAGGAAGAUGAUAUAUUGAGGAAGCAGAUAAGCAUCCAUGGAACUGAAAAUUGGGCAAUUAUUGCAUCUAACUUCAACGACAAAACGACAAGACAGUGCAGAAGAAGAUGGUACACUUACUUGAACUCUGAUUUCAAGAAAGGAGGAUGGUCACCGGAGGAAGACUUGCUCUUAUGUGAGGCUCAGAAAAUAUUUGGUAACAGAUGGACAGAAAUAGCAAAGGUGGUUUCAGGCAGAACUGAUAAUGCUGUGAAAAAUCGUUUCUCCACUCUUUGCAAGAAGAGAGCAAAAUUUGAAGCCUUGGCAAAAGAGAAUAGCACUUCGUUCACUAAUUCAAAUAACAAAAGGACUAUUUUCCAACAGGGUGAUAACAGAGAGUCAACAUCAGAGGCUGCAGCACCUACUAAGAAGAUGAGGAGAGCCCAUAUCCCUGACGCUGCAGAAAAGAUCAACUUCGGAGAUAGAUCCCAUAAGCAAUAUGAAGCAACAAUAAAACAGCAGUCAAGAGCACUGUUUUCGAUUUUGGGUCAGAAUUUGCCAGGUCAGCAUGAAUCUUCCAGUGCCAAGAUCAGCAGUGAUGCCCAUAAUUGCAAGACUCAAGGAACAUUUCUUAAAGAGGAUGAUCCAAAGAUAAGCGUGAUAAUGCAACAGGCGGAGUUAUUAAGUUCACUAGCUCUAAAAGUUAAUACAGAUGAUGUGGGCCAGAGUCUUGAAGACGCAUGGAAGGUUCUUCAAGAGUUUCUGAACCAAACCAAAGAAUCAGAUAUUCUUAAAUAUAAGAUUUCAGAUUUACAGCUCGUAGAUCUUAAAGACAUUAUGGAGGAAUUUAAGAGUAGUAAUGAGGGGAGCCAGCAAUGUUGGAGGCAACCAGAACUAUAUGAAGACUCUCCAAGCAGUUCUGAAUACAGUACAGGAUCAACUCUUCUGCCCCAUUCAGCAAGUGAUAAUCUGGAACACUCUCUGCUUCAGGAUAUUGGAACUGACCUAAAGCCUAUCCAACUUGGAGAUCAAAAAAGAGUUAGUGAACGUGGGAAAGAAGAUCUCUCUUCUGCAACUAUGGGUCAAGUGGCAGAUAUCUUCCCAUCUUGUGAGGAACAAAUAAGCAAUGAUGGCAUUGCUUCUACCUCAUCAAGCACAGAGUUCAAUUCCCCAAUUCAAGUUACCCCUAUGUUCAGAUCUUUGGCUGCAGGAAUUCCCAGCCCCCAGUUUUCAGAAAGUGAAAGGAACUUCCUAAUGAAAACGCUUGGAAUGGAGUCCCCAUCCAUGAACGCCGGUGCCAACCCCUCACAGCCACCACCUUGCAAAAGAGCCCUACUACACAGUCUAUAAUCUAAUCCCUCUAUUCAGUUGGUAAUGGACAAAUCAACACUCCCUUUCCCCUUCUAGGUUCCUUUCUCCCUACCCUUUGCAAUUCGGACUGAGUUCUUUGCUUGGUUUUGAGAUGAGAUCCAUCAGAUUGCAACCUUAUGGUCUUAAUGAUCCUAAAAUUUUGAAGGCACCAUCCUCUUCCCCUCCCCAAGAAUGCUCUGGUGCGUUCUUGUGAAAAUUAGACAUAUCUAACAAUGUCAUUCCUCCAUACCCCACCAGUCAGACUUACCUUUUCUUUGGUAGUUGCACUAAAAACUAGUUUGCUUAGUGUGUGAUUAUUUGGCUUGUUUUUCUCUUGAUACCAUUCUGGGUUUGUUUUGGUUCAAUCCAGCUCUUGGUCAUGAUUUGUUUUUUUGUACAGAGUCUGCUAUGUAAGCAGCAUUCAUCCUGAGUGUGUAUACACCGGCUCAUCGCCUAUCCUAUUCAAUAUAUGAACAGAAACAGAAAUAGAAGAGAGAGAAAAAAUUAACCAAUGGCAAAUUGGAUUCCUAUUUGUUGUUUUGGGUGUGCAUAAAGUAUAGAAUAAUAUAUAUUUGGAUUUUGAUGUACUGAAACCUCAUAACAGUUGGAGUGGAAAUGCAUUUUGGUUUUUGGCGUGCA
Molecule: messenger RNA, 2400 nt
Organism: Prosopis cineraria
Lineage: Eukaryota; Viridiplantae; Streptophyta; Magnoliopsida; Fabales; Fabaceae
Product: transcription factor MYB88-like
Exons: 14
Coding region: 340-1761 (473 amino acids)
Biological process (GO): regulation of DNA-templated transcription
Cellular component (GO): nucleus
Molecular function (GO): DNA-binding transcription factor activity, RNA polymerase II-specific; RNA polymerase II cis-regulatory region sequence-specific DNA binding
Source: RefSeq, a predicted model, not a curated record